UUUCCCAAACCCUAAAAGCCUCCUCCUCCUCCCUAACACCACCCCCGCCGCCGCCACCUCUAACCUCCAGAUCCAAUCCACCGUCGCCGCCGCAACCAUGGGCUUCGACAUGGGCGUUGUCCCCUCCAAUCCCGACGGCUGGGGUCCUCCUGACGUGCCGGCAAUUCCGCAGUCCCUGGGCGGCGGCGCCUCCAUCCCCUUCGCGCCCUUCUCCCGCUCCGACAAGCUGGGCCGCAUCGCCGACUGGACGCGCAAUCCCGCGGGCCCCGCCGCCUUCGCCGCGGCCUCCCGCGACUCCGUCUUCGACUUCACCUCCGCCGACGACUCGCUCGUCGCCGGGGCCGAGGACUCUUCGUUCCGCCUCGUCGACGCCAAGCCGCCGCCGCGCCAGCCGCGUUUCGGCCCCAGGUGGCGCUUCAACCAGCGCCCGCAGCUGCCGCAGCGCCAGGACGAGGAGGUGGAGUCGCGCCGCCGCUUGGCCGAGAAGGAGCGCGCCCGCCGGGAGCGCCACUUCCAGAGCAAUCGCUCGCACCACCACCCCGGCUUCCGCGGUAACCAGUCCUCGUCGUCGGCCAAGCCCUCCGUCGACAUCCAGCCCGACUGGACCAUGCGCGAGCAGAUCCCUUUCGCCAACUUCACCAAGCUCUCCUUCUCCGUCGCCGACCAGCCCGAGGACCUCCUCGUCUGCGGCGCAGUCGAGUUCUACGACCGCACCUAUGACCGUGUCAACCCCAAGGCCGCGCGCCGUCUCGAGCGCUUCAAGUCCCGCAACUUCUUCAAGGUCACCACCACCGAUGACCCUGUCAUCCGCCGCCUCGCCGAAGAGGACAAAGCCACAGUGUUCGCCACUGAUGCCAUCCUCGCGGCGCUCAUGUGCACGCCCCGCAGCAUCCAGUCAUGGGACAUUGUUGUGCAGCGCGUGGGCAACAAGCUGUUCUUUGACAAGCGUGAUGGUUCCCAGCUCGACCUGCUCACUGUCAAUGAGACUGCGCAGGAGCAGCUGCCGGAGAAUAAGGAAGACAUCAACUCAGCACACUCACUGGCUGUUGAGGCCACCUACAUCAACCAGAACUUCUCACAGCAGGUGCUGCACCGCGAUGGUGAGAAGGUUACCUUUGAUGAGCCUAACCCUUUUGCUUCUGAGGGUGAGGAGGCGGCAUCUGUUGGCUACCGCUACCGCCGCUGGAAGCUUGAUGAUGAGAUCAGCCUUGUUGCUCGUUGUGAGGUGCACGCUGUCAUUGCUGAUCCAAGUGGUGGUCGCCAGUUCCUUGCGCUCAAUGCUCUCAAUGAGUUUGAUCCUAAGAUUACUGGUGUUGACUGGAGGCAGAAGCUUGAGACCCAGCGUGGUGCUGUCCUUGCUACAGAGCUCAAGAACAAUGCGAACAAACUUGCUCGCUGGACUGCCCAGGCUUUGCUUUCUGGUGCUGACAUGAUGAAGUUGGGUUAUGUUUCACGUGUGCAUCCUCGUGAUCACUACAACCAUUCCAUACUCACUGUAAUGGGGUACAAGCCAAGAGAUUUUGCUGCACAGAUCAACCUCAAUACUGCAAACAUGUGGGGAAUCGUCAAGUCAAUUGUGGACAUUUGCAUGAAGUUUGAAGAGGGCAAGUAUGUGUUUGUGAAAGAUCCAGCAAAGCCCCAGGUGAGGAUCUAUGAGGUGCCUUCUGAUGCGUUUGAGAAUGAUUAUGUUGAAGAGCCACUUCCAGAGGAGGAGCAAGUUCGCCCGCUAGCAGAUGUUGAUGCCACUGCACAGGAAAUGGAUGCAGCUGCUGAGGCAGAGGCUAAUGGUACAUCAGCUGCUAAUGGUGGACAGGGUGACAAGAGUGCAGAGGUGACUGCUGCUUGAAGGGCUUCUGUAUUGGAACGGGUUUAAAUUUCCUCAAUUCUGCAGGUAUGUCGGAUAGUUUAAAUUUUCAAGUGUUCUAUGGGCCGAGGGAGGUUAGAUAUGGUCUAGAAGGGGUAGAUUUGAGUGGAUUUCCCUGUUUCACCAAGUGUGUUCCAAGAGCAAGAGAGAGAACUUGGGGGCAUUUGCAAGUGGCUUUGUAGGGACCUUGGUGUUGAUAGAGAUCAAGUGGAUGUGUCUGUGAGGGUUGUAGUCAAAAGAUGACCCGACAUAAAUUUUUGAGAGUUGCUUCCGCUUGAAGGAACUUCGAGCUACCGGACUUACAUAAAUGGUUGCACGAGAAAAGGUUUAUCAAUCAUAUGGUAUGUUCAACUGUUCAUGAAGGGUGGAUCUAGCAGUCAUAUUGAAGAAGAAGUAAGAGGUGAUGAAGUUGAAGUGGAAGAAGAUGUGCAGAGUACUGAGGGUGGAAAUGAAGAACUUGAUUAUGAUGAACAAGAAGGGGGAGAUGCAGAGAAUGAUGUUGCCUCCCUCGCACUAAAUGGGGAGGCUGAUGAGGGGGAAGAAAUUCCUGAGUUAGUAGAGCAGCUGGAGAUUGAAGGAGAGGAGGCCAAUGGUGCCGUGGAUGGUAACUUGUCCGAUGAGGAAGAUGCUUAUCCUGUACCGCGAAAUUGGUCAAAUUAUGACCAUUUCACCCUACAGGUCAAUAUUGGGGAAAAUAUUCCUUGGGAUUAUAGGGAGAAUGAGGUAUGCGUGGGGACUUUGUACCAAAGUAGGGAUGAAGUGAAAGUGACUAUUAAGAGAU
This is a messenger RNA of Setaria italica (foxtail millet), 2645 nucleotides long. RefSeq names its product eukaryotic translation initiation factor 3 subunit D. Bases 98 to 1846 code for a protein of 582 amino acids. Gene Ontology annotation, molecular function: translation initiation factor activity. Gene Ontology annotation, cellular component: cytoplasm; eukaryotic translation initiation factor 3 complex. The record is from RefSeq and is a predicted model, not a curated record. The transcript has 3 exons. NCBI's taxonomy places the organism in Eukaryota, Viridiplantae, Streptophyta, Magnoliopsida, Poales, Poaceae. Gene Ontology annotation, biological process: translational initiation.